CAUGUUCAUACAACAAAAACGAUUAUGGAAUCCUCUUCUCUUAUUUCCUUCUCAUUGCUCUUUUGCUUUAGUAUACUAUUCUUUGGUUCAAAUGGAGUCGAAGCUCGAAGAGCCCCUCCGUCCAUCUCUUAUUUGAUUAGUGAAAAUCUGUUUAAUUCCAUAUUUCUACACAAGGAUGAUAAUGCAUGCCCUGCAAGAAACUUUUACAAUUACACCUUCUUUAUUCAAGCCGCGAAAUGCUUUCCAAGCUUUGGCAACACAGGGGAUAUAGCUACCCGAAAGCGUGAGAUUGCAGCUUUUCUUGCUCAAAUAUCCCACGAGACCACCGGCGGAUGGGCCACCGCACCUGACGGACCAUACGCUUGGGGCUUGUGCUUCAAAGAGGAAAUCAACCCUCAAAGCAACUACUGUGACUCUACCAACACACAAUGGCCUUGCUACCCUGGCAAAUCAUACCAUGGAAGAGGCCCCAUUCAACUAUCCUGGAAUUACAAUUAUGGACCAGCUGGGAAGGCAGUGGGUUUUGACGGGCUAAGGAACCCAGAAAUAGUAGCCAACAACUCCUUGAUCGCAUUCAAAACCGGGCUUUGGUUCUGGAUGACGGAGCAGAGCCCAAAGCCGUCUUGCCACGAUGUCAUGGUUGGUAAAUAUGUCCCGACGGAAGCCGACUUGGCAGCUAAUCGGACGGCGGGAUAUGGGUUGGUAACCAACAUAAUCAACGGUGGGUUGGAGUGUGGAAUACCCAACGAUGCACGUGUAAAUGACAGAAUUGGAUUCUUUGAGAGAUAUGCUCAGUUAUUUAAAGUUGAUACAGGGCCUAACCUAGACUGUGCGAAUCAAAAGCCGUUUUAACAAAAAUGGGGUUCCCUACCUCUGUUUUCUUCUUGUAUAAUAAAACAGGGCAGUGCUUGUUUGUUGUGACCUUGUGAUACAAUUGUAAUUUCCAUAAUAAUAGUAAAUGUUUAUUCUGACGGAAGAGCAAAGGGUUUUUCUCAAUGGAAUUUUCUUUUUGUUUUGUUUUA
Gossypium raimondii (Peruvian cotton) is the source of this 1022-nucleotide messenger RNA. Its product is annotated as chitinase 10. The record is from RefSeq and is a predicted model, not a curated record. Bases 25 to 852 code for a protein of 275 amino acids. NCBI's taxonomy places the organism in Eukaryota, Viridiplantae, Streptophyta, Magnoliopsida, Malvales, Malvaceae. Gene Ontology annotation, molecular function: chitinase activity. Gene Ontology annotation, biological process: carbohydrate metabolic process; chitin catabolic process; cell wall macromolecule catabolic process. The transcript is spliced from 2 exons.